Molecule: messenger RNA, 1814 nt
Organism: Sinocyclocheilus grahami
Lineage: Eukaryota; Metazoa; Chordata; Actinopteri; Cypriniformes; Cyprinidae
Product: SLAM family member 5-like
Exons: 8
Coding region: 274-1599 (441 amino acids)
Source: RefSeq, a predicted model, not a curated record
UUCUCCAUGACAGAUCCCGUUGGGAAGUUUCAAUGAAUUUACUUCCUUAUUUUGAUCGGAUUUAGCCCACUGAUUUCCCAGCAUUUAAAUCAAGAACAUUUCGCAUUUCACUCGUAUAAACGCGACCUACUGAUCUGAUCUGAAGUCGGUUAAAUAUGACAAAAUCAUCUGUAAAAGUGAAAUUAUAUCACCUUGCGGUUUAGCUCGUUUAGAAACUGAUUGGACGAACUGAUCAAACGUUUUGAGACUCAACGGAACGGUUUAAUAACUACAAUGGACAACUUUUACUGCUCUUUUACUCAUAGAAAUAUGGAGGCGUUUGUUUUAUUUUGUGUUACGUUACUCGUGGAUGGUGUGUUUGGUUAUACGGAUGAAGUGAAGUCCGUGUCAGUGAUGGAGGGAGAUUCUGUCACUUUAUAUACUGAUCUUACUGAAAUACAGAAAGCUGAUCUGAUACUGUGGACGUUUGGAUCUGACAACACUCGAAUAGUUCAAAUCAACAGAAUGGCCAAUAAGAUCUCAUUAUAUGAGGAUGCUCUUGAUGGGAGAUUCAGAGACAGACUGAAGGUGGAUCUUCAAACUGGAUCUCUGACCAUCACAAACACCACAACUCAACACACUGGAGUUUACAGAUUUUUGCAGAUCAUUGAUGGAAAAGAGGUCCUGCCCAAGAAAUUCUGUAUUAUUGUUUCUGCUCAUCUGCCUGUUCCUGUCAUCAGCAGUAACUCUUCACAAUGUUCUUCAUCAUCAUCAUCAUAUUGUUCAUUGGUGUGUUCAGUGGUGAAUGUGGGUCAUGUGACUCUCUCCUGGUACAAAGGAAACAGUUUAUUGUCCAGCAUCAGUGUGUCUGAUCUCAGCAUCAGUCUCUCUCUACCUCUGGAGGUGGAAUAUCAGGAGAAAAACAGCUACAGCUGUGUACUCAACAAUCCUAUCAGCAACCAGACUCAACAUCUGGACAUCAGUCAACUCUGUCAACCAUGUUCAGCACCAGGUUUGUCCGCAGGUCAUAUAGCACUGGUUUGUGCUUGUGCUCUGGCUGUGGCUGCAGUUUUGUGUGGUAUUUAUUAUUACUGCCAGCGCAAGAUGCGUAAACAGGCAGAUAAAGGCGAUGAACCUGACGGAGAGGAACUCAAGAGCCUAAAAGGUGGGAACACGUCUGUUCAGGAGGGAGAUUUAGAAACUAGUGUGCUUCUUAAGGAAGAUAAAAUCACAUCAGUGCCAGUGAUUGAGGGACAAUCUGUCACGCUACACACGGAUCUUACUGAAAUACGGGAAAUUGACAUGAUUUGGUGGAAGUUUGCAGAUUCCAAAGAACGCAGUUGUGCUAAAUUUGUUUUAAUAGCUACGCUGAAUAAAACAAACAAUGAGGUAAACCUAUAUAAUGAAACAGUUCAACAAUUCAAAGACAGUUUGAAACUGAACCUCGAUACAGGAUCUCUCACCAUCACAAGCAUCACACCUGAACAUUAUGGAUUUUAUAAACUACACAUCACCAGCAAAGAAGAGAUGGUCGUUCAUACCUUCAGUGUUGUUGCUCAGAACCUAAUGAGAAGAGAGCGGACCCAAAGACUUCUCCAGAGGAGUCAAACCUGCCCAUGAUUACAACAGAUGACCUUAUAGUAUAUAAAGACUGGAAUAUUAUCCACAUUUCAAUUCCACUGACAAAAACAAGAAACAUUUUCUACUUUUCUCAACAAUCUAACAUCCCUAAUGACCAAAAAAAAAAAAAACUUUAAUGACAAAGGUAAAGUUGAGUGUUCAAUAUGAACUGACAUAAAACACAACAUAUGUCACACUACACUUGCAUUUGUCCA